Penicillium brevicompactum is the source of this 1347-nucleotide messenger RNA. Its product is annotated as mitochondrial 37S ribosomal protein uS4m. The transcript is spliced from 3 exons. Lineage: Eukaryota; Fungi; Ascomycota; Eurotiomycetes; Eurotiales; Aspergillaceae. Gene Ontology annotation, biological process: positive regulation of translational fidelity. The record is from RefSeq and is a predicted model, not a curated record. Gene Ontology annotation, cellular component: mitochondrial small ribosomal subunit. Bases 1 to 1347 code for a protein of 448 amino acids. Gene Ontology annotation, molecular function: rRNA binding; structural constituent of ribosome.
AUGAGGAACAGGGCUACCAACACCUUGUCGAAAGGCAAACUCCGUCAAUCAUGGAGCAAAUACAAUCUGUAUAACAUGUCCCGAUUCCGCAAUCCGCCUACCGUCAACCGCACUUUCUUCCAGCAGAAAUGGUCAGCCAAGGCUGUUUCCCGUGCUUACCACGGUGAGCAGGUCGGUGAAGGCCAAUGGAAGCGCAUGUUCAACCACCGCAUCCGCAGUGUCAUCCCCAUGAAUACCUACGACUUGGCCGCGGAUGAUGGAUCUGUCUUCUCAGCCGGUCGUGGUUCUGGUCUCGACAAAGAAGGAAAGCCUGCUCACCAGGCCCGCCCUAUACCCUACACAUCAAUGGCUUUUGCGCCCCUGGAACGCCGAUUGGACGUUGCCAUCUUCCGCGCUCUGUUUGCCAGCAGUGCCCGACAGGCCCGACAGUUCGUGAUCCAUGGAGCCGUUACAGUCAAUGGCCAGAAGAUGCGACACCCCAGCUACCUCCUUAACCCCGGUGACCUUUUCCAGGUCGAGUCGGACCGCGUUAUGUUCGCUACCGGUGCCACAAAGACUCCACGCGAGCGUCGUAACAGCCGCGUUGCGCGACGAAAGAAAUCCGCGCCCAAAGAGGAGGUCGAGAAAGUCACUGAGGUUGAUGAGGCCGCUGAGAAGGACGAAGCCGAGCCCACAGAAACCAAGCCGAGAAGCAACAAGGAAACUCUCAUGCAUCUUAUGUCUCGAGCCAAGAACAUCAUCUCCACCAGCAAGGACACCCUUCCCGCAAAGCGCAAGGCAGAACUCCGCGGCUUCGGGAGGACCGUCCGCCGCGUCCUCUCUCGUUCCGAAUCCUCCACCGUCCUCACCGACAGCCUGGAAGCACAAUUCUCGCAACUAACGCUUCUACUGGAUGCCAAGCGUGAGAAGAAGCCUUCAAAGGACUCCAAGAAGGACAGGGAGAACAAGGAGCUUCAGAAUGAAAAGGACGCCGCCGCCGCCACUGCUGCCGCGGAGGCCGCCCCUAGCGACAAGCUCUCCGAAGCCUUCGACCAAGCCACUCGCGGCGAAGACGUCGACUCCUCCGAGCUCAGCGAUGAAGAAUUCGACACCCUCAAGCGCGCUCUCACUCAGAUGCGCGAUAACCCCGUCGACCACCUCAAGCCCUACGCCACUCCCUGGCGGCCACGUGAAUACAUGUCUGCCUUUGCCUUCAUUCCUCGCUACCUUGAGGUCAACCAGAACAUUUGUGCUGCCGUCUACCUGCGUCACCCGGUGGCUCGCCCCGGUUCUGCCGAGGUUCCCACUCCCUUCGGUGAACAGGUCGCUACCCCGGCUUACGGUUGGUACUUGAGGAGACGGUGGUAG